Messenger RNA from Effrenium voratum, 629 nucleotides. The record is from the annotation of a GenBank genome assembly. NCBI's taxonomy places the organism in Eukaryota, Dinophyceae, Suessiales, Symbiodiniaceae.
GCAAUGUCCUCCGUGAACACGCCCUUUCACAAUUGUGCGGAGACACGGACGUUGUGAAGCAGGUGCUUGCUCACUUCCACGCGGAGCCGCGCCUCCAAAUGGUGGGGCCACAGGGCUUGGUGCUCGAAAACGCUUCGGAUUUCUCCACCAUUGAAAGGCUCUGGCAUGACAGAAAUGUGAAAUUCGCUCUUUGGCCGUGGGAGGAGCGUGCGGCCGAGGUGAGGGCUUGGCCUUUGCUCAGCGGAAAGCACUUCCCGCACAGGAACAGCUGGACCAUCAUGGCAACCAACUUCUACUGGAUGAGAUCCACGAGCCUGGCUUGCUGUGGCAGGUUGCUGCGCGUGAUCCCCGAAUUGGUUGCCACCAUGCCGUUUGGCUACGUGACCGGUAGCUCUGCACAAAUGUGCCAUGUCCUGGAACGUCUGAUCCCUACAAUGGUCCGCGCUUCUGGGGGCAUCGUGGCGGAGAUCUGAGACAGGCUGCCACAGAGUGAUGCCCUGGGCGUUUCCUUUUCCCAGUGCCCGAGUCAAAGUGUUCACUCUUUAACUGUGCUUUGAGAUUAGACAGGUGGAUUGUUGAGGCGAAGCCUCUCAUCCACCUGGUUUGGAGUUGCAGACGCCUUGCCAAGA